This is a messenger RNA of Chanos chanos (milkfish), 1017 nucleotides long. RefSeq names its product immunoglobulin kappa light chain-like. The coding region runs from base 1 to 1017 and encodes 338 amino acids. Lineage: Eukaryota; Metazoa; Chordata; Actinopteri; Gonorynchiformes; Chanidae. The record is from RefSeq and is a predicted model, not a curated record. Gene Ontology annotation, biological process: response to bacterium. The transcript is spliced from 6 exons.
AUGGCCCAAAUACAGGCAAGAGAGAUUUCUCAACCAGAUCGUGUGAUUAUGGUGGUUCUUGGAGAAACUGUAACUCUUCAGUGCUUGAUAACUAAAGAAACAGGCCGUGUUUUCUUCUGGUACAAGCAAACAGUGGGAGAAAAACCUCAGCUUGUUAUGCAAGCGCAAUCACUUGCAGUCCACUCAUUUGAAAAUGUCAAUCAUUCACGCUUCAAAGCGGAGCAAAGCAGGGAGAAAAUUAAUCUCAUAAUUGAAAACACUGAACCAUCUGAUGAAGCAACAUACUUCUGCGGAGUCCAGAUACUGUAUUCCAUUAUAUUUGGAGAGGGAACAUUUUUGACAUUUAGUGGUAAUAUUCUUUCACAUAUUACAGUUGUCCAAAAUCCGGUGUCUGGGUCAAUUCAUCCAGGAGACACAGUGACUCUGCAGUGUACAGUACUCGCUGAGAGAAGUACAGCAGAACUCAAUGUGUUCUGGUUCAGACCGACUUCAGAAGAAACCCAUCCAGGAACUAUUUACACUUCUAAAAAUAAUAGCAAUCAGUGUCAGACUACUUCAAAAACAAAAAACUGUGUCUACAACCUUGCCAAUGUGUCUCACGCUGGCACUUACUACUGUGCUGUGGCCAUCUGUGGAAAGAUAUUGUUUGGGAAUGGAACAAACCUGAAAAUUGCAAAAGAACAGCAGGGAAAUGUUUUUGGUGUUGGAGUGGCCCUGGGUUUGUGUGCAGUUGUGAUUCUUAUUUUAAGCUGUGCAAUCUUCAGUAUGAGAAUUUAUAAACAGAAUAAAGAUGUUCACGGAAGACAAGACCUUGAUGCAGCAGUACAGAGAAGUUAUGAGCUCCAUCCAAGGCCUUCCAUUCCAGAUGCCUACUCCACCUCUAGAUCCUCCAAGCACUCCAGUCCCAGUGUCUGCUCUGCUUUCAAACUCUUCAAAACCUCUAAACCCUCCAGUCCUGUAAACAGCACCAUUCAGACCUCUAGACUCUUCAGUAGCAGGAACCAUGCAUUGGAGUGA